This is a messenger RNA of Spizellomyces punctatus DAOM BR117, 1923 nucleotides long. RefSeq lists its product as uncharacterized. The transcript has 4 exons. Lineage: Eukaryota; Fungi; Chytridiomycota; Chytridiomycetes; Spizellomycetales; Spizellomycetaceae. The coding region runs from base 67 to 1812 and encodes 581 amino acids. The record is from RefSeq and is a predicted model, not a curated record.
AGAUGCGUGUUUUUUGGAACACUUUCUGGAGCUUUUUUCUGAACGGGUAGAUGUUAAAAGGGAGGGAUGGAUUUUACAGAUAUCCGAAAGAUCCGUCGGCAACUCCGGCAACUUCGGUCCAAACUCUCUGCAUUAGCAGAUGCCGCAAAGGAUGCCACGACCCAUCUCCGUCCGUUGGACAAUUCCUCCGUCGAAACCCCACUGUCAAAACCUGCUAGAUAUAUGCGACACUCUCAAGUUACCUUCAAGUACGGACGGACCCGAACUCGUCUGGAAACGCGAGAUAACACAGCCCUCCCACCCAUCUUACAAGGGGAUACCCGGUCGUAUGCAUCCCCACUCCGACGGCAUACCCUCAGCUUUCAGGACUAUUUCCAGGACCUUGCGGAAAAGGUCUGGGAGGGGUGUACAUCACCUCGUCGCAAACCACGAAAACGGACCUCCAUAGAAUGCUAUGGGCACGUACCCAGUUUAGCGCAAUUUGCCGCGUUUGCUGUUGCCAAAAACAUGCCAGUUGGCGACUAUGAGGAGGAGGCAGAUGUGGAAGAGGCCUGGUAUGAGGCCUUGCCGCCGCAUUGGAGGAGAAUGGCAUUGUGGAGUCACGUCAUUCAACUUUGCAAGGCGUUUAUUCCAAUUGAACGGGUGUUCAUGUCCAUGGUGGAUGUGUGUAUUGCAGUUCAGGCUCAUCAACAGGCGUGGGAGCUCUUACAUCAUUUCUGGAGUCUUCGGCGGAGACAUUCCAUUGCCGACACGCACUGGUCCCUUACUGCCGCCUUCAACCUCCGGAAACGGACCCAAUGGGUGCACAUUAUAGGAGAGACCCUCACCGUCCAUCAGUGUAAUCAAAUUGGGUUCGGCAAGUUGAUGGAAGGGUUGAAUCCUUUGCAAUCGGAUCUUUUGAGAAUGUAUGCGACAAGAGUAGUGUUACGUGCUGGAGAGGAUGCACCUUGUUGUUCGAGAUUGGGGGAAUGGGUGCAUGGGAUUUUGAUUCAUUCCAUCGGAUGUCGAGGGUUCGGAUGCUUGUGUUUGGACACAAUUGUGGAUCUAUGUCUCGACAUGGACUCUGCCCAGCUCGAAUUAUCACCAACACUCCGACUGGCCCUGUUGCUCCGGUACAUGCAACUCUGUCCCACCCAAUCCGACCUUGAUGCGACGCUGGACCGCAUCUCGAAUCUGUCCACUACGUCCAAUAUGGACAGCAUCGUGACCUACCUGCCGACACACUCCCAUCUCGAUGCCUUGCGUAAGCGGUUUAGGGAAUUGGAUGCCUUGCCAUUGGUGCUGCGUGUGACUAUCACCAUGUUGAACCAAUUUGAAAUGAUUGAAGGGUGUGAGGACGCUGAGAAACUAAAACGAGAGUUGAGAGAGUUGGAAAAUGCUUUGGCGGCGUCUCCUGAAAAGGGGACUAGAUGGCGGUACGAGCCACUAUUAGAUACAUGGAUCAUUGGUACCCCUCACCCCACCAAAUGUACUCGUCCCGCCGACACCACACCCCUUGCCAACCGAACCCGAAUCCGUAUCCCAGAUUCCCCGCGCGGAUUUCUAGGAUUAUUGAAUUGUGGCUACGUUGAUACCCCGCCUCGGUAUGCGGAAUAUGGGUAUAAAGUCCCGUCGCCGUGUGGGAUAAAAAGGGUCCGCAUUGAUAUAGAUCAACACGCUGUGGCUGAACGCAAGAGGCAAUGCACUUUAAGGGAGCGAGGAAUGGAUGUCGUAGAAAAGGAAAAUCUGGAGAAAGAGGAAAGUGAUGCGUUGGAUUUGAGAAUUGGGGAACCGUUACCCUUUACAGAGGAAAAGGAUGAGUUGGUCUUUUGAUACCCUGGUAGCAAUCGUUUUUUAGAGGUCGUAGAUUCUUUUUUUGUUUAUAUUCAUGUGCAAUUGUCACGUCUGGACCCGCACACCUUUGACUUGUUGCAAUGAAACGAC